CCAAAAAUAGUAGAUUACCUAUUUUAUGUGUAAAAUAUGCCACUCGCAAUACGUAAAUAUUUUGGAUGACACGAAGUCAGAAGCGAUUGACUUUUUUCUAUCGUUUUACUAUGUUCUACUAAUUGUAGCAGACUCCAGACAAUGCCCAACCAAAUGUGGUGUAUUGUGCUAUAGGUAAUCCGGGCGUCGUCUGCACCCGAUGAGUCAGCACCUUCGAAUACACAUCCGGGCCCAGCACCAACGCAACCCGACUUGGUCGAAAAAAGGAGGGAUCUGCUAAAGGCAAUCCAAGGAAUGCCUCCUUGACCUUUUCACUGACGGCUUCGCGAGGAGUAUAAACAUGACGAAGAUCUGCAACCCUUGCCACUAAAGAGAUACUUUGAGUGACAUCAUACACGGACGUGACCGUGAUUCGGCGAAGCCGAAUUCCAUCUAGGUCGGAAGUGGGUAAUUUCAAUUGGUCUACCAUUGUCGAAGAAAUGAGACUCUGUAUUGAGCAAGUAUCCAGAACCGCUCUGACUGGGAAAGUCGGUCCGACACAAUGAAGUCGUACUACUAGACUUGGGGAUAAGGUCGCCACCGAUUGUAAAGGCAGUAGGCCAAGGGAACUACCAGGUGAGUGGCAGAAGGAUCGUGAAACUUCGGACGAAUGAAGAUCGGAUCUUGUACUCGGACCAGACACAGAACUUGGGUACGGACGAGACCUUGUAUGCUGGCGCGGACGGAACAUGGGUUGAGAGACUCGACCAAAAUCUUUUCUAUUAUCAUGCAGCAAAGCAUGAUGGUCCAAACCGCAUUUGUAACAGCUUUUGGUGCUAUGGCAAUGACGCGCUUGGUGCCAUUUGCCCAGACAACGCGUACAAUCUCGAUGCUGGGCCACAAUAUUAAGACGCGACUCCAGCGUCAUCUUCAAAAAUUGUUUGCAGGUGCUCAGCGAGUGCCGGCGCAGACAAACCCGACAACUAUAUUUAUGUGGGGUAUCCGAUUCGACCGCAGUAACGGUCGUACGCCCCAAUUCUACGAAACGACCGGUCGCGAUUGAACCCACAGUUAUGGAUUCCGAUCUGCUACGAACGAGUUGUCGACCCGAUGAACCCGCAGUUACGGAUUCCGCGUUAUUGCUAUUUAAAUCCGCAGUGACGGAUUUCGAUGUAGUGGCAGCAUGAAUAUUUGAAUCCGCAGUGACGGAUUCCGUCGACAUUUCUAUCGGAUCCGCAGAGAUGGAUUCCGAUUCAGUGAGUUUCACUGCAGCGAUUGACUUCACUAAAUCAUCCACUACCUCCGAAGUAGUCCUCUGUUUUUUGUCGGCCCUUUCCAGAUGGUUAUCAAUUGCCGUCACGAGAUCGAUGUUGUACAUAUUUGUAGAAUCCAUUUUCUAAGAAAAAAAUGCUAAUUUAAAGGGAAUUCGAGGAUGAGUGGUCAGUCAAAGCGACCAGUUUAGAUAUGGACCGCUUUACAACGCCAUUUGCUGUGCGAACAUCGACAAUUCGAACAUGACCAUCAAUACCCGGGUAAAUAUUUUCUACUCGGCCUAACUUCCAAGAUGUCGGUGGAAGUUUCUCAUGACGAAUAACCACGAGAUCGUCUUUUUUAAUUUCGCGUUCGGGAAAUUUCCAUUUAUAGCGCUUGUGCAUGCUUUUUAAAUAUUCCUCUUUCCAUCUAAGGCAAAACAAAUGAGCAAGAGCCUGUACUUUUCGAAACCUAUUCACGAGCGAAUUCAAACAAGCCUCUAUUCUGGCUAGUACGGUUGCCAAUUCUUCUAAGGUAAGUCGAACAUUUCGAACUUGUCUUCGAAAGUGUUGCUUGAAACUUUUCACUCCAGCUUCCCAGAGCCCACCCAUAUGUGGAGCACCCGCUGGAAUGAAAUACCAAUUGAGGCCCUGAGUUGCAAAUACAUUACAGACCGAUUCGCAAUUAUUCCGAAUGAAUUCUCGAAAAUUCCGACGUAACUCACGGGAAGCACCAACGAAAUUCGUACCGUUGUCCGAAAAGAUAAAGCUAGGACAACCUCGACGUGCAACAAAUCGAUGAAAAGCCAGCAAGAAAUUAGCAGUGGACAAAUCGGAUACCGCCUCUAAAUGUAUGGCCUUGGUAGAAAAACAAACGAACACACAAACAUAUCCUUUUGUAAUCUUACACGCACGGCUAGUAAAUGACUUGAUCUCAAAUGGACCGGCGAAGUCGACCCCAGUUGUUGUGAACGCCCUAUCAAUUAUUGUUCUUUCAGGUGGAAGCGCCGCCAUUAAUUGGCUACAAUAUUCCAUCCUUAGCGUACGAAGCAUAAGCUGGACGUCACCAUGUACACAUUUUAUGUGGAUGUAUUCGACCAAAAGUUUCGCGAACCUACUUUUAUAGGGAAGAAUUAUGGGAUGACGUUCCGAAUAUGAAAUGCAGGGCGCACGUACAAGACGACCAUUAAUUCUCAUGACAACAUUUUCGUCAACAAAGGGCAGAAAUCCGAGAGUUUGGGUAAUUAAAUGUACACUCUAAAUUAUUUGUUUAAAAGUACUAUGAAAAUCAUUGUGAUUUUUUGUUGAUUUUUUGGCAAAAUAGUGUGUAAUUUGAAGAAAUGUUUAAAUUUAAACAUUAAAUGUAGUGAAAACAAGAAUUGCAGUUCGAAAUGUUUAAUUUUAAACAUAUAAUGUAGUGAAAACUGGAAUUGCCACUGAAUGUGUUUAACGCACGCACAACAAAAACUCCUUAGUUGUCAAGAAGAAGAAAACAGAAACACGUGGCCAAGCUUAGUUGACACAAAAGUUGUAUUUUUCGAGAAAAUAUAAAUAAAAAUGUAUGUAUGUAACAUUUGUGAGAAAGUGCUUGUUAACAUUGAUAAAUAUAAUUGUCAUCUAUACGGCCAUAAAAAUAAAAAAAUUGUAAAUUUAAGUGCUUGUUCCCAACAUGUAUAAAAGAGUACAAUAAUUAUAACUCAUAUAAAUCGCAUUAUAUGCGUUAUCAUAAAGUUCAUAAUAAAAUUGCAAGUGCAUGUAAUUAUAUUGGUACGAAUUGUGGAGAUAUAUAUUUGCAUACCUUACAACAUUUCCCCAAUAACAAAAAGGUGAAGUGUCCACUACGCCCAUGCAAAAAAACGUUUGCUUCUCAAAAUACGUUUCGAUCCCAUUUCUUUCGGAAACAUUCAGAUUUGGAACAAAACUUACCAGUGAAACAGACUGCCAAUUAUUCCGAAGUAACUAAUUCAGAUAAAGUUGAUGGUACUUCUUUAAGUUUUACUUCAACUACUGACAUCAGUCCAUAUUUGGUAGAAAAUUCAAUAACAAAUAUUUUAACACAAUUAAAAUGUAAAUUUAAUGUCUCAGAAGACUGCUUGCAUUCUCUAUUUACGGAAUUGAUAAGCUUAUUAAAACAAAAUAUUGAUUUGAAUAUUCGGAAAAUAAGAGACAUAAUUGGCAACUGUAACGUGUCUAAUAAAGAAAAUGAAAUAGUUAAUUUCUUAAAAGAUUCAAGUGUAUUAAAGGACCUACAAAACAUUUCUUCAAAACAAAAAAUACAAAACUUCUUUUCAGAAAACCCUCAUUUUAUUGGACCACAAGAAAUUUUUCUAGGUGUUGAUAAUUGUCACUAUGUGCCAUUAUUAGAAACUUUAAAUGCAUUAUUUAGUGAUCAAGAGUACUUAAAUUUUUUUUCUGAAGAGAAAAAAUCGGAUUUUAAUUCAUAUUUAGAUUAUAAUGAUGGUCUGGUUUAUAAAAACCAAAAAUUCUUUAAUUCAGGUGAGAAGCGUAUUGAGCUUCUUAUAUUCCAAGAUGCUUUCGAAAUGUGCAAUCCAUUAGGCUCAGCAAAAAGGAAACAUAAAGUAACUGGUUUUUACUUCAUGUUAGGGAAUAUUGAUAUCAAAUAUAGAUCUAUUGUUAAAAAUAUACGGUUACUGUUGCUGUGUAAGGAACGUUAUAUAAAAACAUUUGGAUUCGAUAUUGUUCUGCAACCACUAUUAACUGAUCUAAAAAAGUUAGAGACCGCAGGAUUGACAAUUUAUGAUAAACAAAUAGGAAAAGAAAAAAUAUUGUUUGGACAGUUGUUUAUGUUAUUGGUGAUAAUCCUGGAUCACAUCAAAUUGGCGGUUUUAAUGAAAGCUUUAGUUUCUCACAGUAUGUUUGCCGUUAUUGUUUUUUUGAGCGGAAAUCCUUAUAUGAACAGAAUGUUGGUGUAAACACUCAUUACCGCAAAUAAAUAUAAAAAUGAAAAAAAUUUCAGGGAAAGCAGACGAAAUUAGACAUAUGUUGUUUUUGAUGCCCAUUGCGUUGAUGUCAGUUGUUACAAAUUUUGAGGAUCCAAUGUAUCUUUUUCUCUCAAAUUUGAUAAAUAUGUAUCGUUUAAUUUGUGCAGAAAAAAUUACAGAAAGUCAAAUAGAAUUACUAAAUCAUUUUAUUCACAUUUACUUUGAUUUUAGAAAAUAAUGUAUCCCAAACAAUAAUCUGAGACCAAAGCAUCAUUUUUUAAAACAUUAUCCAGACCUUAUUAAACAAUUUAGCCCUUUAAAAAAUCUUUCGACACUGCAUUUUGAGCACAAGCACCAAUAUUUUAAACAAAUAGCAAAUUCAUGUAGAAACUUUAAAAAUAUAACUUUGACAAUGGCCAAGAAACAUCAAUGUUUUCAAGCAAGUCUUCAUGGUAACCGUAUAAAAACCGAUAUCAAAUGUAAAAAUGUUGUUAAUUCAGAAAAUGGAAUGUUUAAUAUAAAUAUACCGGGCGAGUAUAUAUAUGCAACAAAAAAAAUUGAAUUUCUUGGAACUUUAUAUAAAGAAAAAGAUGUCAUACUAUGCUCGGUAGAUUCGCAAAAUAACAUAAAUGUUCUUAUUGUAAACACAAUAUUUGUAAACAAAGAAUACACUGACUUUAUAUGUUAUGGAGAAAUUAAGAAAAUGUGGUACAACUGCAUAAUAAAUUUGUAUGAAUCAUUUGAAAAAAUACGUGAAAAAGAAUUUUCUAUUAUCAAAAGAAAAGAAUUUGUAUUUCCUCAACCCAUAAAACUUUACCAAAAAGACCAAAAAUAUUACUAUGCUCCAUUUCAAACAUUUGAAGAUUUAUUUUAAAAAUAAGGUUUUUUAUUCUAAUAAUUAGAUUUAAAGUACUACUUUAGUAUUUAUAUAAAAUAAGUAUAACAUGGCGAAAUUUUUAUGUAAGAUUUGGAAUGCCGAUAGAUCAAAGAAAAAAGCAUUCAUGUGCGAAGGUUCAAUCGAUCUCGUUAUAAAAAAAGCAAAAGAGUACUCUCUUGAUGGAAGCAGAUUUGUUUUGGAAAGCGACGGAACUGAAAUAGAGAAUGACGAGACCUUUCAAUGUAUUUUAGAGGACAAACAAAUUUUAAUGAUUUUAAAAUUCGAUUAAAUGUGGACCUCCAACCCCAAUUUUGCCGAUUCCAAUAGAAAAUAUUGAGCAGACCAAACCAAACAAUGACAUCACAACAGAAAAUUCACAAUCUAUAGUAAACAUCCCAACGCCAUCCCAAGAAAUAAGCGGUGAAAGCUUCUAUAUAGCUCUAUCAUCAGAUGUAGGCCAACAUUUAGUUGAAGUACCAUUAACUGAGUUCACAGACACCAUAAAUAUAACAUCUGAUGAAGAGUUAAUGGCAUCAGGUAGUGCAACGGAUGAACUCAACACUUUAGUGACCAAGAAUAAUCCAAUUUGCGAUAGCUUUCAAGGUUUUCAAAUACCUUGGAACAGGAUGUCUCCGGAAGUGUUGUCAUAGCUUAAUAAUAAGGAAAAAAUUUGAAAGUUAAAAAAUUCAUUUUGCAAUGUAAUUGUCGAUGAAUUACGUAGAAAAACAUAUUUUAUUCCGAUGAAUGUCUACAGGAAUGUUGCGCAUAUGGCUGCCACGAAAUACCCAGAAUCAUUUGUUGAAAAAGAUGAAGAAGGACGGGUUAUGUCAUACACUCCAAUAUCACUCGUUACAACCAUGAGAAGCCGAAACAAUUUUUUGAAUUAUAGCUCAAAAAAGAAGAUUAAUGUGAUGGGCAUACUGCUAACUAAAAGAAAACGUUUAAGUGCACUAUCUAGGAGCUGUACACAUUGGCAACCAGAUAUUUCUAGAGAAAACUCUAAAGAUGUGGACUAUAAAAAACAAAUUUUAAUUUCAGAGUUGGAGUCCGCAAAAUCAUUAAUGUCCGACUGUUUUGCCACGAAACGUGCAUAUUUUAAUGAUGCACAAAAUAUACCCACUGUGCGAGACAUUUUGCAGAACUGGCCAAUGAUAUUCAACAAGGAAUGUUUAUUUGGCCACUUUGAAAAGUUAAUGGAUUUAGAUAUCCGAACAUUCAAGUAUAAUUUUGAAAAAUCCCGAAGCAAGUUACAGAAGAAGAUGACAAUAUUAUUAUAAAGGCAAUAUGUGGUUAUUAUAAUAAAAUAGAUGCAUUGCUUUUUAAAGAAUUUAAGUUCGGUACUACAAUUGAUACAAUUCGAGAUGCAAACGAAACGGUCACUCCAUGGGCUUCCAUAAUUUGUACAUCCCCUACAGACGACGAGAAACAAUCUAUUGCAUAUGUCUGGUUUGAAGGGGAAUUGACAAGUAUUGAACCCAAUAUCGACAUUAUAACGUUAAUAUUGCAGAUAUUGUGCUACUAUUAUAUAUUCAAUAUAGAAUACCCAAAAAAUAUUUCGCAAACAUGCGAUUUUUUUAUGCGAUAUUUUUUUUUAAAUUUUAUUCUUCGCAAUGUUGAGGCUAAAAAAAGAACAUUAAUAAUUUAAAAAGAAUAGUCAGCCUUUUGCAAAAAUUAGAUUGCAUUAAGUAACCAUAUUUACUAUUAUAUACUUAAUAUUUAAGUGACAUCUACAAUUUACAUUCUAAUUAUUUUUAACCAGUUUUUUUUAAACAGCCUUACGCAGAAUCUAUAUUAUAUUGUCAAAGCCAUGUACAUGGUUCUA
Messenger RNA from Musca domestica (house fly), 6870 nucleotides. RefSeq lists its product as uncharacterized. The record is from RefSeq and is a predicted model, not a curated record. NCBI's taxonomy places the organism in Eukaryota, Metazoa, Arthropoda, Insecta, Diptera, Muscidae. Bases 2945 to 4162 code for a protein of 405 amino acids. The transcript has 4 exons.